Molecule: messenger RNA, 416 nt
Organism: Staurois parvus
Lineage: Eukaryota; Metazoa; Chordata; Amphibia; Anura; Ranidae
Source: the annotation of a GenBank genome assembly
CCCCUCCAAAUCAUUGGAUUCAGGUGUUCCAAUAACCUCUAUGGCCACGGGUGUUAAAAAAAAAAAACCUAGGCAUGCAGACUGCUUCUACAAACAUUUGCAAAAGAAUUGGUCGUUCUCAGGAGCUCAUUGAAUUCAAGCGUGGUACCAUGAUAGGUUACCACCUGUGCAAUAAGUCCAUCCAUAAAAUAUCCUUGCUACUAAAUAUUUCACGGUCAACUGUUAGUGGUAUUAUAACAAAGUGGAAGCAACUGGAAACAACAUCAACUCAGCUGCAUCCAAGCCUUACAUCACCAAGUGCAAUGAAAAGAGAGUGACGAAUCACGCUUCUCUGCCUGGCAAUCUGAUGGAUAUGUGUGGGUUUGGCAGGUUGCCAGGAGAACAGUACUUGCCUGACUGCAUUGUGCCAUGUGUAA